Triplophysa dalaica is the source of this 3485-nucleotide messenger RNA. Its product is annotated as para-nitrobenzyl esterase. The transcript is spliced from 9 exons. Bases 174 to 1970 code for a protein of 598 amino acids. The record is from RefSeq and is a predicted model, not a curated record. NCBI's taxonomy places the organism in Eukaryota, Metazoa, Chordata, Actinopteri, Cypriniformes, Nemacheilidae.
AAAGUAUCGCGAGAAUCUGCGCUUUCCAACCGCUUUCGCGAUAGUUUGAUAUCAUACGUCGAUCGCUGCUUGCAGCGCAGCAUGAAGUCUGUCGAACACGCUUCAGUUGCGGUGACGGAAUCAGGUCGUGCGUGAAAGCUGUUGACAUGGGAUGAUUCACACAAGCGACAAAGAUGAGUGAUGACAUUUUUGAGGUCCCUGAAGGGACUGAAUAUCGUUACUUGGUUCAGGACGAGGGACAGGAAGAGAUCCAGUACGUCCAACGCCACUAUUUCAGUCCAUUCCUGGUGAUAUCACGCAGGUGUAUGUUCCUCAUCGCCUGCGGCGUGCUGGCCCUCCUCGCCCUCGCCGGAUACCUUGCUUACAUGGCCGGGACCCUCCCGAGUCGGAGAUUCGUUGAGGUGGAGACGGAUUGUGGAUGGCUGCGUGGGCAAUGGAACGAUGGGGCGUAUUCUUUCAAGGGCAUCCCGUAUGCCGUGCCACCUGUUGGCCAAUACCGUUGGCGCCCCCCGAAGGACAUUCGGGAGGCGGGGAAGUGUUGGAGCGGCAUGUACGAUGCCACCCGGUUCCUCAGCACGUGCGCGCAAGUGGAGCCUUUACGUAAAUAUGGGAAAGUUAUGGGGCAAGAAGACUGUCUGCAUCUUAAUGUGUGGACGCCAAACCUUCAUCCAGCCAAACCCUUGCCCGUCAUGGUGUGGAUCCAUGGGGGGUACCUUCAAAUGAUGAGCGGCCAUGAAAGAGGUUACUCGCCCACCGAAGCGCUGGCGGCGCGCACGCAGACGGUGUUCGUCAGUAUGAAUUACAGGCUCAAUGCAUUUGGUUUCAUGGCCCUUGAGGUGCUGAGGGAAGGUUCUGCCACCAACUCUUCAGGAAAUUAUGGCUUCAUGGACCAGAUCCAAGCCCUUCGAUGGGUCCAGAGGAAUAUCCAUAACUUUGGUGGGGAUGCAGAAAGGGUUACCAUAUUUGGUCAAAGCUCAGGAGGUACAUCUGUUUGGACCCUGAUGAUGUCACCACUAGCCAAAGGACUGUUCCAUCGGGCCAUCGACAUGAGCGGUUCGUACAUUUAUAACGCCACCCUGGAAUCGGCCGAAAGAGACAACUUAAAAUUCAUGAAGAACACCGGCUGCAAGGAUGCCGGUUGCCUGAGAGCUCUGAACAUCACUCAAGUCCUUCAGGCAGUUCCGUGGCUGGAGUACCCGUCCUGGGCAGCUGAUGAUUCCACCGAUCUUCCAGUGAAGGGGAGAUUUGUUGGCCCGGUUGCUGUAGUUGAUGGCCAUGUUCUCCGUGAGCCUCCGUUUCAGUCAUGGGAGAAGAAGAAUGGAAUCUAUAAUGAUGUUCCUUUUGUGGUUGGCACUACAGAACAAGAAACUGACUUUAGUCCUCCUUACGAAAACAUCUCAACGUGGACUUGGGGCGACUAUCGGUGGUUUGUUACAGAGAAAUUGACUCUUUUUGGAGAGGCUGUGACCAGUCAGGCCCUGAAGCUGUAUGGUAGUUCAGCACCGUGCCCGACCUCUGACCGUUGUCCAGAGAGACUCUACACCACCAUGACCUCUGACAUGAGGGUCACCUGCCCCAAUAAUGACCUGGCUAAAAGAGCUGCAGGAGCUUUACAAAGCCCUGUGUACCGCUAUCUUGUGACUUACACGCCAUCGCGACAAGCGAACGCCUCCAGCUGGCUUCCGUUCCCCAGUCGCUUUUCCUUUCAUCUUCUGGACAGCCUGGCCUUCUUCGGGGGUCUUGAAAUGGUGAUGGGAACUCUGUCACCUGCUGAUAUUAACUUCCAGGAAGUGGUCACCAAGUAUUUUGUCCAUUUUGCUAAAGAAGGUAAGAUGCCAGAGGAGUGGCCUGAAUAUCCCUCACACACUGCAGUUCUGGGGCAGAACGUUUCCUUCACGAUGAGUUACUCUGGCCAGCGGUGUGACCUGUGGGAGGAGAACGGCUUCUACUCAUACGCCUGGAUGAACUGAACCACAUAAUCAUCUGAGUUAUUGACCUUCCUCUGUCUGUGUCACAUGAGCGAAGCUUGAUUGUAUGAUUAUGUUGAAUUAUUGAUACACUGUAAAAGACUUUUCUGAGCAGGGAACGCAUUUGCUUGCAGUUAUUUGCACCUUGAGGAAAAUACAUUCCCAUAGGAAAGGAAAGUGACAAAUGAGAUCUCUUUAAUAUGUAAACAUGAAAUUGUUUCUCCUAAACAGCAACAAGAUGAAAUGUAUCUUUCUAAUGGGGAAAAAAGACCCCGCUUAUCUCACAUGUGCAUCCUCUAGAGGAGAUCUCAAGAUCAAGGAUGACUCAAACUGGGCUCAGGUUUGCCAUUGUUGGAAAUGGAAAGAAAAAGUUGAUAUUUAAAGGGAUAGUUCACCCGAAGAAAACGUCAUUAUUUAUUUGCGCUCAUGUUUUUCAAAACCUGUAUGUGACUCUUUUGUUUUGUGAAACACAAAAUUAGAUAUUUUGAGAAAUGAAUCAGUAUUUUGGUGUCCAUACAUUGGAAGUCAAUGGGGGUCAAUGUUGUUUGGUUACCAACAUGCUUCGAAACAGCUUCUUUUGUGUUCUGCCGAAGAAAGAAACUCAUACAGAUGUGUAAUGACAUGAGGGUGAGAAGAUGCUGACAAAUAAGAUUUCCAUUGUCUCGUGAUCUAUAAAUAUUGUGAACAGUGAGAAUUAUAACGGAGACAGAAAUUGAACGAAAUCAACUUUAUUUAGGUUAUUCCUGGGUUGUUACACUAAUCAGCACUAUAACUAUUCAAUACUCCACUCUUAACAUAUGGGCACUUUGCCUCUAAACCUGUUACUCUUUAAUUGUUUCAUUAAGUAAAUGUAAAGCUUUAACACAAGAACAAAGGGACACAUUUAGCAUCCGCACUGGCACAUAAUGCAUCGCUCUGACCACCUCCUCUCAAUUUAACUACUAUACAAAUAACACUGGAGGACGGCUUACAUAUUGAUCUUUUGUUUGUAUGGUAAUGUCAUAGAUCCUCGCAAUUGAUGUAAUAACUAAAGGUGACUUUUAUGUGCAUUUAUUUAUCUGUGAUCAAAGGGUCUUUUAGGGAGUCUCUGGCAUCGAGACCAUUGAACGCUGUCAAGCUAAAUUUCAUCCUCGGUCAGUCGAUUCACAGUCUGUCAUCUAGCUCGGUUCUUAGGCUGAAGGGCUGAAUGAAGAGGUCACAGACUACUUCGCUCCUGAACAACAGCAUGAACGGUGUCUGUUGAAUAAGGACAUUAAAGCUAUGACCCACGGACACUUUUCUAAGGUUUGCCAGGCAAGGGUUCUGCUCGUUUCAUUUUUAUAAGGGUUUAAGGGUUAGCACCUGUAUCACUUUGUUCUCUGAAUUGAAGUUUCUGUACCACUCGUUUGUUUGCACUUUUAAUGUCAUGAAAUGAUUACGCAAGUCUUGAAUCAAAGAGUGUGGGGAUUUUAAUCUUUAUUCACACAUUUCUCAAAAGGUUCUUCUCAAAAGGCUACAAUAAAUAGCAUUUUAAUCCAG